AUGUGUUAUAGUGUUUAUCCUACUGCAGCUGCGUUAUCGGCGGCAUGGAAAAAAAAAGAAAAUGGAUUUUUUGUUAUUGAUUUACGAGGCAUGAUAACGGAAAAGUUGCAACUAUUAAAGGCAGCAGAUAUAUUAAUGAUGGAUGCAUUUGUAGAUUAUUUAGAGGCAGAUUUAAUUAGGACUGAGAGAUCUUGGGUAAAUGAGAAAAGUAGUGAAGUAUUAUAUGUAGCAUUACAAAUAUCACGAUGUAAAGAAUUAGUGUCAUUGUGUAAUGACGCAAUUUUACGUCAUCCAAAGGCCUUCAUAAGCUCUAAGGAAUUUUUAUUCAUGCCGCAUGACUACGUGGCCAGUUUGAUAGAACGAGACAUAUUGGGUUUGGACGAAAUAGACAUUUUUGCUGCGGUUAUCAUGUGGGGUAUCAAUAACACACCUGGCAUUUCACUCGCUGACGACUUUUCAACCUGGACAACCGAUAAUAUAACCACACUACAAUCUAAUGUAAUACAACUAAUUUCACAGAUAAGAUUUUUCCAAAUGUCACCGGAUGAUUUCAUGAAAAAAGUAGGCCCGUUAACUAGAGUAUUUGCACCAGAACUUUAUGAUCAAGUUGUGGAGUAUCACGCAAACGCACAAUUUCAAUAUAUUUAUGACGUUCAGCCUUUACGCCUUAAUUCGACGAUAAUUAAGGAGAAUGAAGAGCCAGCGCUAAUUUCCUAUUGGAUAAAUCAUCCGGAUACAGACUGUGAUCUUCCAGAAAAUCUACCGUUUGGAACAUUCGACAAAAUUCCAUUUGACUUUCAUUUAAUUUUUCGAUGUCCUGGUAAUGAAUUAGCUCAAACUGCAUGGAGAGACCUGUGUUAUGAUCAAGGACCAACAAUGACAAUAAUUAGAACUAAAAAUCAAAACGAAGAUGAAGCGGUGGAAAUGGAUUCAUAUUUGGAUACUUAUGGCAACAACGAAAAUUAUUACUUCCGUGAUGGUGUGGAAGUGUUUAUUGAUUUUCGCCAUGGGGAAAAGUUAUUGGCCCAUGCUAACGGUUUCGAGGAUUUAGAAGAAACCAUAGAAGAAUUAGAGGUCUUUCGCGUUGUAAGAAAAGUAUCGGAUGAAGGGUGA
Racocetra fulgida is the source of this 1113-nucleotide messenger RNA. The record is from the annotation of a GenBank genome assembly. Lineage: Eukaryota; Fungi; Glomeromycota; Glomeromycetes; Diversisporales; Gigasporaceae.